AUGCCGCCACACAAGAUGGUCUUGGAUGCCGUCCGGUUGGCCUGCGUUUUCUCUUUGCUUGUUGUUGGAAGUGACACGCUCUACGCGAGGAGUGAACCCGGGGAGCCGCCCGAGUACUGCACCGUCUUCCACCACAUGGUGAAAAGCGCGGGCUCAACCGUCAAGAGCUUGCUUCACAGUGGUACACGCAAGGAAGGUCUCCCGAGACCAGGUUCUGGGUCCAGAAAAGACGCGUCCGCUCAUUGGGAGAUGCGGUACAGUCCCGAGGGCCGAAGGCUGACUUGGCUUCAGUGUGGAAAGUACCCCACGGGGGACACUUUCCUUUCUGUAUUGAAGCCAAGUCAGCAAAUUUUCCAGUACUAG
Ectocarpus sp. CCAP 1310/34 is the source of this 363-nucleotide messenger RNA. The record is from the annotation of a GenBank genome assembly. NCBI's taxonomy places the organism in Eukaryota, Phaeophyceae, Ectocarpales, Ectocarpaceae.